AUGACGGAAUACAAGCUGAACAAGCUCACAGAGCUGCGGCUGGAGGUGGCCAAGGGCAAGGACGUGUUCGUGUCGCUGCAGCGGGGCAGCGCGGAGGUGUUUGGUGCUGAGCUGUCUCUGGGGCAGCGCGUCAACCUUGGGGGCCAGGCCGUGGCCGUCUUCACCUGGGAGGGCGCCACACUCAGCGUGGAGGGAGACCCGGACGUCGCGUGA
Monoraphidium neglectum is the source of this 213-nucleotide messenger RNA. Its product is annotated as mRNA cleavage and polyadenylation factorcomplex II subunit. The coding region runs from base 1 to 213 and encodes 70 amino acids. The record is from RefSeq and is a predicted model, not a curated record. The transcript is spliced from 3 exons. NCBI's taxonomy places the organism in Eukaryota, Viridiplantae, Chlorophyta, Chlorophyceae, Sphaeropleales, Selenastraceae.